AUAGGUAGACAAAGAUCUAGUAUCAAGACGAAAUGUGACAAUGGGAAGACGGUGGUAAGAGACGCGUUGAUUUAGGCCGUAGUAGUAGAAGGUCACUCGAGAUAAGAGACACAAGUCAUCAGUGUCUUGAUAACAGAACGUCUCUCAAUGUCUUACACCAGGGAAGGCGUCACCCUAAUUAGGGUGGGCAGCAGAAACAGCAAGGUCGUUCAAACCCGACAAUCUUCCGAGAUAAAAGCUGCCGCAGAAACAUCCUCGCCCCAGACGACAAGUAUCUCAGCCAGCUCCCAGGAAACGGUGGCAGCACAAGAUCGAUCAGUCGUUGACGCCAAGGUUCUCGUGUAUGACGCCACGGAUACUGAAUUCGAUAAAAUGGCAGGCAUUGGUGAUUUAGUUUUGGCUGGACCAGCUCCCCAAUUUGAAGCCCAGGCUGUGGUGAACGGUGAAUUCAAGACAAUUAAGCUCUCAGACUAUAAAGGCAAAUAUGUGGUGCUCUUCUUCUAUCCACUUGACUUCACUUUUGUCUGCCCCACUGAGAUCAUUGCCUUCAGUGAACAUGCUAAAGAAUUCCGUGAUAUUAACUGUGAGGUUUUGGCCUGCUCCACAGACAGUGUUUUCUCACAUUUAGCCUGGGUAAACACACCACGCAAACAGGGAGGUCUUGGUCAAAUGAACAUCCCACUUCUUGCUGACAAAAAUGCAGAGAUCUCCAAAAAGUAUGGAUGCCUGAAGCCUGGUGAUGGCAUUGCCUUCAGAGGUCUCUACAUUAUUGAUGACAAACAAAAUCUGAGACAAAUAACAAUCAAUGAUUUGCCUGUUGGAAGAUCUGUGGAGGAAACUCUUCGCCUUGUACAGGCUUUCCAGUUCACUGACAAGCAUGGUGAAGUUUGCCCUGCUGGCUGGAGGCCUGGAAAAGAUACAAUUAAACCAGAUCCUAAAGGCAUCCAAGAGUACCUUAGCAAGGAAAACUAAAUGUAGACUUAAGAAUUGUUUUUCUGGUUGUGCUAAAAUAUAACCUUAACUAUGCCAUUAACAUUAGGAUUUGAGUACAACCACUUGUAUGUAUAGCUUUCAACUCUUUGAUAUUCACAGACUUGGAAAGUACAUUGAACUAUAAACAGGUCAUUACCAAUAUUUUAAGUUUUGAAAUUGUAUUUUAAGUGAAUAAGGUGAUCUGUCUAGAAUUAAGAACAUUUAAAUUAGACUUGACCAGACUUUGUCUAUUGCAUUCUGUUAAUUGUUCCUUGUAUUCUUUUGUUACAAAUUGUAUUUUUGUCAAUAAAAGUCAUGACCAGAGUGA
Molecule: messenger RNA, 1300 nt
Organism: Biomphalaria glabrata
Lineage: Eukaryota; Metazoa; Mollusca; Gastropoda; Planorbidae
Product: peroxiredoxin 1-like
Exons: 7
Coding region: 148-972 (274 amino acids)
Biological process (GO): cellular response to stress; removal of superoxide radicals; hydrogen peroxide catabolic process
Cellular component (GO): cytosol
Molecular function (GO): thioredoxin peroxidase activity
Source: RefSeq, a predicted model, not a curated record